UGUGCACACACAUUUAGUUUAGGAAGGUCACAGUCUCAACUUGCCUCUCCAUAUGCAUUCCAUGUAUUGCAUAACACUCUUUCAGUCUCUGUAGCUUGAGACGGGGCACAUAUUUAUAUUCUCGGUGCUUUAUUUAUUAAUAUAGCAACUCAUAACCUUUUUAUGGUGGGCACAUACUUUUGUCUUUGCUACCUUGUUGCUCACUUCCUCGAACCCAUAAACCCAGCCAAUUAAACACUUAACCAGGCUGAAUUCUUUCAACGAUAAUGUGGUGACAUGCCAUCAUAAUUUGAUAAGAAUUUCGAACCUACACGCUACGCACAGACUGCCCUGUCUGUCUGUCUCUGUCUCGUUCAUGGUUUGGCUUGGGCAUAAUUAUUACCUGAUCCUCCGUUGUCCCGUUGGUACUAUAUUUAGUCCAGUUCCAGCCCAAAUAGUUGCGGUAGAGCUUGAUCGAUAAAAUAAUUAUUUUUGCACUACUGACAGUGCUGGCAUGGCUAGACCGUCGUCGUGACCCCAUUUUUCUCUCUCCAUCGGCACAGAGGAUUGAAGAUGCUGCAAAGUGGUGGAGCUCUCCUUUCCCGGAGGGGUGAUCGACUGGCCGGAGUCCUCCUGCAGCGACUCCUCCAUUCGGGUGGAACUCCGCUGGGCACACCCCCUUCGCCAUUUCAUGUCGACACGUUCCCCGAGGAGCGCCCUCGUGUUCUCAUCACGGGCAGCUUGGGCCAGCUUGGCUCGGGUCUGGCGCACCUCCUCCGUCAAAAGUACGGACAGAACAACGUCUUCAUGUCCGACAUUCGGAAGCCGUCAACCGAGGUGGCGUCCAAGGGUCCGUAUCUUUAUGCAGACGUCCUCGACUUCCAGUGCCUCCAACAAAUCGUGGUGAACUACAGGAUUGACUGGCUAGUUCAUUUCUCGGCCCUCCUUUCCGCCGUGGCAGAGGCGAAUGUUCCUCUCUCCAUGAAGGUCAACAUUGAAGGGACUCACAAUGUGAUGGAGGUGGCCAAACAGCACGGUCUCCGUCUCUUUAUCCCGUCCACGAUUGGAGCCUUCGGCCCUGAAUCGCCACGAAAUCCAACUCCAAACUUAUGCAUUCAACGACCUAAAACCAUAUACGGCGUGGCCAAGGUGCACACUGAAUUGCUGGGAGAAUACUACUACCACAAGUAUGGGCUGGACUUCCGUUGUCUCCGAUUCCCAGGGGUCAUCUCCUCUCACUCUGCGCCAGGUGGGGGCACAACGGACUAUGCUGUCGACAUAUUUCACCAAGCGUUAAAGCAGGGAGCCUACACGUGCUACUUGGGACCCGACACGCGCCUCCCUAUGAUGCACAUUGACGACUGCCUCCGAUCAGUGAUGGAAUUCAUGGAGCGUCCCUCUGAUUCUUUGCCCUCAAGGACUUACAACGUGGCCGGCGUUUCCUUCACGCCUGCCGAGGUGGGGGAGGAAAUUAGAAAAUCCAUUCCAAAUUUCGUCCUCAACUAUCGACCUGACCCGCGACAGGCCAUUGCUGACUCUUGGCCCCAGGUUUUUGACGACUCGUGUGCCCAGAGAGACUGGGGAUGGGCUCCCAGAUAUGGAUUGACCACCAUGGUGGACUCCAUGAUGAGCGACCUCCGCCCCCUCUACCACCCGAGGGAUGGAGGGGACGACUACACGACGACGAGAGGAGAGGACAAGGCUCGAGCUGUGGCUUGACAUCCUCGAGGUGACAACAAGGAAAUGGUCAUAAACACGAUGGCUUGACAAACUGUUGAGCAGUUUUUUUAACGAUUAAACAUAAUUUAAUAAUUCAAUGCCUUCUUCGCAAUUAAAUACCUUUUAUGAGUAUGUAUGCAUGUAUGUAUUACGUGUUCUGUGAUGGGAAGAUAUAUACCUGUAGGUUAUCCUAGAUUAGAGUAAGUUUGUUGACCCAUAGUUGGCAAUUUUUACGUUAACCAUAAGCAGCUAAUUCACACGAAUCGUUAACAAUGUAGAGAAAUAAUUGAAACGAUCUGAUCUGAAUUAAACAUGAGUAUGUACACUCACUCCUCUGUGAUUUGCAACUGUACAAUGUAUUAAAUACAUAUUCCAUAUGUCGCAUAAAAUAAUAUUUAGAAUUUAUGAUAAACUAUGCUUCUGGUUUUAACUUGUGUGUUUCAAUAAUACAUUUAUGUAGUUCCCAUUAAUCUAACAAUUACGUAAUGAUAAUAAGAUGACGGAAUAAACUCUGGACAAAUAUUUA
Molecule: messenger RNA, 2224 nt
Organism: Folsomia candida
Lineage: Eukaryota; Metazoa; Arthropoda; Collembola; Entomobryomorpha; Isotomidae
Product: L-threonine 3-dehydrogenase, mitochondrial
Exons: 4
Coding region: 553-1698 (381 amino acids)
Biological process (GO): L-threonine catabolic process
Molecular function (GO): L-threonine 3-dehydrogenase activity
Source: RefSeq, a predicted model, not a curated record